UGAGUGAGGCAAAAAUUCAACCCGUCAUUUGUCGUCGCGCAUCGUGUCUGUCUCUCUGUCUGUCAUUGGUGCCUGCCUGCCUGCCGGUCUCUCUGUCCGUCCGUGAGGGCAUGCAGCCGUCCGUCCAUCUACUUGACAGAUAAAAUACAGAGGCAUGGAUGCCAUCCAUGCCAUGCGACUGAUAUCUACGAGUAGUGAGUGAGUGACCGGAAAAACAGUCAAUCCAUCUCUUCCUCCUCCUCCCCCUCCAUCUUCAUUCACUUCACCUAUGCCGUUGUGGCCGCGGCCUCUGCACCCAAAGCACCCACACACACAUACACGAGGGAGGGACAGUCAGACAGACACUACACAUCCCUGCCCUGUGUGGGUGGUGUGUGUUGGGUACGGUACCUUCUUUCUUGGGCAUCGCUGCCUCGAGGUUUGCAUUGGCGAAAUCCCAGUUGACGAGGUUCCAGAAAGCUGCACACACCGCCCCGCAACCAGAAAGGACACAGGGUGAGGCUGUGUCUGUUUGAUUGUGCUGUGGGUAGUGUGUCACCCCCCACCCACCGUCAAGGAAGGCUGGCCGUGCGUUCCUGUAGUCGAUGUAGUAGGCAUGCUCCCACACAGAGACGCACAGAAUGGGUGUGCCAAGGUUCUCCCUGCCAACCAACCAACACGACAAAGCAUAUAUUAUCUUGUUCGUUGCCCAUCCCAUCCCGCCCUGUCUGUCUGUCUCUCUCUCUCACUUGACGGGGUUUGACGCGUCGUGUGUGCCGACCACAUCCAGCUUGCCGUCCUUCAGCACUACCCACGCCCAGCCGGAGCCGAAGUGGUCUGAGCAAGGAGGGAGGCAAGAACCAAACACAAGAACCAAACACACACACACACACACAUCAGAAACCGCUGCCCUCCCUCCCUCCUUUCGGUGUGCCUGUCUUACUGGCGGCGACUUCGUUGAACUUGGUCUUGAGUGCGUCGAAGCCGCCGAAGUCCUCCUGGAUCUUCUCGGCUAUCGCGCCGCGGGGCAGGCCGCCACCGUUGUAGAUCUGAGUGGGUGGACACACAGCGGCGUGGGUCUGCGCUGUGCUGUGCUGUGUGUGGUGUGGUGUGGUGUGGCUGUCUGUACCUUUGAUGUGAUGGAUUUCCAGUAGAAGUUGUGGUUCCAGACUUGGGCUGAAGGAAGGCACACAUGAUAUAUUGUGUGCGCGCGCCUCUGUGUGUGUAUGUGUGUGUGUGUGUGUGUGUCUGUGGCGGACCAGCAUUGUUGAAGACGGCACCGUCGGCAGUCUUGACCAGCUCUGCAGAGAGGAAGUAUAACACAGGCAAAACGACAGAUGAGGCGUGCCUUCUCCUUGUCAUCAAUCUGACCCUCGAGGGAUUUGCUGGCGAUCGCUGGGGUCUCCUUGGCAAGUUCUGCACCACCGACAACACACCCACACACAAUGAAUGCACUAUUCUCGUCGUUCGCUGCUUCACAUCGCAAGCCCUGACUGACCGUUGAGCGUCCGCACGUAAUUGGCGUGGUGUUUGGAGUACUGGUACUCGACGUUGUCCUUGCUAAGAUAUGGGGCGAGCGUGUCCACACCCUGUCCGUAGAUGCAGCCACUCACUCAUGCGUACGCCCAUCGCCGAGCGGUUGUGUAAGCGUCUGUCUGUCUGACUGACUGUUUCUGCUUCUUACGAAGUCCAGCUGUGGGAGUGAGAACGGCUUUGCAUCGAUGAGGUCAUCGACGCCCCACUCGGCAUAGAUCUCUUCGGUGCCCUUCCUCGCGAUGCGCUUGCUCGCCACCUCCUGCAGCUCAUCGUAGCUCAACGGAAUGCCCUGAAACCCAGCCUGAACACACACACACACAAACAGAGAUGCAAUGCUCCCAGCGCUCCCCUCCCUGAACCGUGCCGGGUAGGUCUGCAUCAUCACAUGUAUCACCUGGUCGGCGUCCCAUGGCGACCAGAGCAGGUAGACCUUCUCACCGGCCUUCUCCUUCUCCGCAGCGAUCUUCUUGUUCUCCUCAUCGAUCGCCGGGGUGGACCAGGCGAACCCGCCUGCGCCCAUCUGAGGGGUCAGACGUGACCGUGAUGCGACAGAGGAGGUGGAAGAGGCCCUCAGCCGGGCGGGCGAGACGAAGGCAUCCAGCCGAGCGCCAAGCGCUAAAGCAGAUCAAAUCAGACACACAGACAAGCAGAGAGGUACACAUGAGUGUGCGCGUGAAUCAUCAGCAGUGUGAGGCCUUACAGGCAGGCAGGCAGGAAGGCAAUGUGUUAUGUGUUUGUUCACUCACCGUUUGAGAGGAGCGCGAAAGCGCACACAGCGAUGAUGGACUUCAUUGCCAAGCAACCACACUGCCGGGCCACCCAC
Messenger RNA from Vitrella brassicaformis, 2338 nucleotides. The record is from the annotation of a GenBank genome assembly. NCBI's taxonomy places the organism in Eukaryota, Vitrellaceae.